This is a messenger RNA of Micropterus salmoides (largemouth bass), 1718 nucleotides long. RefSeq names its product cell division cycle 20 homolog (gene cdc20). Gene Ontology annotation, cellular component: anaphase-promoting complex. Gene Ontology annotation, biological process: positive regulation of ubiquitin protein ligase activity; anaphase-promoting complex-dependent catabolic process; positive regulation of anaphase-promoting complex-dependent catabolic process. The record is from RefSeq and is a predicted model, not a curated record. The transcript has 11 exons. NCBI's taxonomy places the organism in Eukaryota, Metazoa, Chordata, Actinopteri, Centrarchiformes, Centrarchidae. Gene Ontology annotation, molecular function: ubiquitin ligase activator activity; anaphase-promoting complex binding; protein binding. Bases 117 to 1613 code for a protein of 498 amino acids.
ACCGUGUGGCGUCAUCGUCACGAAAUUCAAAAUUAGGAAAACGACGACAGGGAAGCCAGUGGUGCUACAGCGUAUGCCACGUUUUCUGGCAGAGGUCGUGUAAAAACUUGGAUAAAAUGGCUCAGUUCGGGUUUGAAAACGAUAUCCACAGUGUCUUGAAGCUGGACAUGCCCAUCACAAACGCUCCCAUGGCGAGGUGGCAAAGAAAGGCCAGCUCCUCAAACACGUCCGCCUUGAGCGGUUUGUCGCCCGGCAAAUCUACCAAUGUGUCGCUGAGUUCCUCAAAAACACCGAGCAAAACGCCAGGCAAAAAUAAAAAACAAACUCCCUCUAAGAUGGGUGGCGACCGCUUUAUUCCUAUCAGAAACAGCAAACAAAUGGAUGUGGCAAGUUUCCUGCUCACAAAGGAGAAUGAGCCUGUAGACACAAACAAUACAGGACCAUCGGAAUAUCAGAAAGCCUGGUCUGUAUCACUAAAUGGAUACAACAUUGAAGAUGCAAAGAUCCUGCACCUUGGAGGGAAGCCACUAAAUGCUCCAGAAGGCUAUCAAAACAACUUGAAAGUCCUCUACAGUCAGGUUACAACUCCUGCCUCUGUCAAAAAGGCCAGAUACAUAUCUUCAACUCCUGACAGAAUCUUGGAUGCUCCUGAGCUUCGAAAUGAUUUCUAUUUGAACCUGCUUGACUGGAGCAGUCGAAAUGUUCUCGCUGUGGCGCUUCAUAACAGUGUUUACCUGUGGGAUGCCAGUCAAGGAGACAUCAUUCUUCUCAUGAAGUUGGAGCGCGAGGAGGACUACAUCUGCUCACUGUCCUGGACCAAAGAGGGAAGCUACCUAGCUAUCGGCACCAGUGACUGCAAAGUUCAGUUGUGGGAUGUUGAAAACCAGAAGCGUUUACGCAGCAUGGCCAGCCAUACAGCUAGGGUUGGUAGCCUGAGCUGGAAUGACCACGUUCUUUCAAGUGGGUCAAGAUCAGGACACAUCCACCAUCAUGAUGUGAGGGUGGCAGACCAUCACAUCUUCACGCUCACUGGUCACUCACAGGAGGUGUGUGGGCUCCAGUGGUCUCCUGAUGGGCGGUACCUGGCCAGUGGAGGCAAUGACAACUUGGUGUGUGUAUGGCCCCGUGUGCAAGAAGGCAGCCCCAGCCAGUCGGUCCGUUGCUGGAGUGAACAUCAAGGAGCUGUCAAGGCUUUAGCUUGGUGUCCAUGGCAGCCAAAUAUCCUCGCAUCUGGAGGUGGUACAAGUGACCGUCACAUCCGCAUCUGGAAUGUAAAUAGCGGCUCCUGCAUCAGUUCACUUGACACUCAGUCCCAGAUCUCGUCACUGGUGUUUGCACCUAAUUACAAGGAGCUGGUCUCUGCCCAUGGCUAUGCACACAACAACGUUACUAUCUGGAAGUACCCCUCUCUCACCAGGGUUGCAGAGCUCGCUGGCCACGAGGACCGAGUUCUCAGUUUGACUCUCAGCCCAGACUGCUCUACAGUUGCAACUGUUGCUGCAGAUGAAACUAUUCGUCUGUGGAAAAGCUUCGAAGUGGAUCCUGUUAAGAAGAAGGCCAAAGAGAGGCUGGGCAAAUCAACUAGCGGUGUCAUUCAUCAGUCAAUCAGAUGAUUUGCUUUUGAAGUUUUUUUUUUUUUCUGAAUAAUGUGCUGUUUUAUUUAAUCCCCAAUAAAGAUUUCUACCCAAUGUGUGCCAUAAUUGGCGACUUUCUACUUA